This is a messenger RNA of Acinonyx jubatus (cheetah), 7348 nucleotides long. RefSeq names its product somatostatin receptor 5 (gene SSTR5). Gene Ontology annotation, molecular function: neuropeptide binding; somatostatin receptor activity. The record is from RefSeq and is a predicted model, not a curated record. Lineage: Eukaryota; Metazoa; Chordata; Mammalia; Carnivora; Felidae. The coding region runs from base 4597 to 5694 and encodes 365 amino acids. Gene Ontology annotation, biological process: cellular response to glucocorticoid stimulus; neuropeptide signaling pathway; regulation of insulin secretion. Gene Ontology annotation, cellular component: membrane; neuron projection. The transcript has a single exon.
CGCGGGCACUCGGCUCCCCGCCGCCCGGUGAGUGCCGCGCGCCCCUGCCCCCCGCACCUCGCCGGGGCCCCGCGCGGAUCCCUGUUGUCCUUUGGGGGGGGGGUCUCACUACCCUGCGCGAAGCCCCGCGCGGCCCUGGUCGGGGGUCCUGCCGCGCGCCCCCGCCUGCGCCGCCUUCUGCGCUCCUGCCUCACCUGUGUUCCUUCCCCCGGGGCUCACCGGCCGCCGCCCUGGGGGCCUCCACUGCCCGUCGUCCGCCCCCCCCCCCCAGUCUCCGCCGCUCCACCCCCUCCCGCUCCCCGGCUCCCCGACCCUUGCCACCCUCCGGCCUCUGGACCCGGUGUGCCGGAGUCGGGGCGCAAGGGAGACUCGGCCCGACCCCCGGCGGUGGACGCGCAGCCCAGCUCGCCCCGAGGCUGGCGGAGGGUGGGCGGCGCGGCCGGGGAGGGAUCGGCUGGAGACUGGCGGGACAGUGAGGGUGGGAAGCCGAAGCGGAGGGAGCGGGAGCCGCUGGGCGAGCGGGGCAGCAGGUCCCAGGGGGAGCGGGCCGGGUCCGAGGUGGGGGGUGGGGGUGGUCUGCCGUCGGCACCAGGGGAGGCGGCGGCCAGGCAGAGUGAGCUGUGGGAAGGCGGCAGGAAGAGCGGGCCCAACGUCUAGGGGUCCCGGGAAGAAGGGAGCCCCGGCAUCCCGGGUCUUGGCCAAGCGCUCUGAGCCCUCCUGAUGCUUCCCCAGCAGGAAGGCCCGCCCUGCAGGUUCACCUGUGUGCUGUCUCCCCACCCAGAGUCCACACCAGCCGCUCACCUGCCCCACUGCCCGGCCCACCGACCCUGGCCUGCAGGCUGACCUGGGGUCCCGAGUAAGGGCAAGGGCCAGGAGUCCCAGUGGCCACCGUUGGAGGCAGUUCUGGCUGCCCGCUCCCCCCCUCCAUCUGCCGAAGAGAGCAGGUUUCCUGGGCCCGGCUGCCCCUUGGGGGAGGCCUGGGAGCCUCAGGCGGAAGGCUGUUGACAGCAUCGAUGACAAUGACCCUCCAUUGGCUCCGGGUAAAAUGACCCAGAUUUCUCAGAAAGUGUGCUGGGGGCGGAACGUGGCCUUGGAAACAAACGUGGUGCUGGGACCCUGAGGAAGGGUCUCCGCUGGCCAGCCUCCCGUUCACUGCCCCAGGCCAGCCCACACCCACCUUCGUCUCCCCUGGGGGGGGGGGGGCAGGGACACCAGUCUGUCCAGAGCUGCCUUGAGGACAGAAGGAGCAUGUGUGGGGGAGGCAGGCCCGGGUGCGGUGCUGGGGCCGGUCCUCUGGGUGUUGGCCCCUGCCCUGCGCAGGUCGGGGGAGGUGAGGACCCCAGGAACACGGAGCCGCUCCCGGCUAGUGCUGCCCUGGGUGGAGGACACCUGCCCUCUCCUGCCGACCUCACGUGGGGCCAGCCCGGGGGAAGCCGCGGAGCUCUGGGCACUGAGGGCCUGUCCCCUCCCCAUGUCCCCGGGAAGCCUCCAGCCCCUUCUCCUUGAAGCCCAGGGCAGGAACCUUUUCCGACACUGGGAGAAGAUGCUGGGCUGCUUGGGGCAGGCGAGAGGGAGCAAUUAUUUAGCACCCACUGUGUGCCAGGCACUGCACACAGCAUCUUGCGUAUCUGAAUUUAUUUCAUGUGUUCAGGGACUUUCCAUUUGCCAGGGGCUCAGGGAGGUGACGUGACCCGCCACCCCCCAAGAUCCCUGGCGGGACGGGAGGGAGGGUAGGGGGUCUGUUCCCUGGGCCACAUCAGUGGGCAGGCAGUCCUUCCCUGGUGGGGGGCUCUGGGUCAGAGAGCCCCAGCGCGGGCCCGUGGCUGAUUCCACCCCCCCCCCCCACUAAAUCCCCCGCCGCAGGAGGAAGGGCCCCAGGGACAAUUUGCCACGAGUGUAAUUUCUGUGACUAAGACGAUUGCCACUUCUAAAUAAUGGCUCCUGUAGAACCGUGUUCCCAGAGGCAGGCGCCACUGUAACGACCUAGUUUCAUUCUUCGCGGCUCCGCGGCCUGAGGAAUUGGGGUGUCCGUGGGGUGCCGGGGCUCCGGAGCCAUCUCAGGGGAGCCCUGAGAAGCUUCUGGAAGGCACGGGCUAUCUGAGUCAGGCCUGAGCUCACAUUCAACUAUGCCACGCUGGGGCCCCAGGCCCCAGCCAGGGACGCAUCUGAGCUGACAGUCGCCCCUCCCUCCGUGGGUGAGCCGAACAUCUCAGGGGACGGUGGCUUCUCCCCCUCCCAGCACUCGGGGUCCCAUGCAGGAAAAGGAGCCAGAAGCCCCUUCUUGAGUAUUUUUUCCCCAAAUGUGAGCGGGGGCCUGGGGCACAGAGACCAACGGGCCGAUCUCAGCCCGAGUGUCCCCGGAAAGCCCUCCUCCCAGCUGGGCCCCCCGGGGAGGUGUGGACCCACCAACCCGGGAAUGCCGCUUCCAGCUGAGGGAUCCCCAGCUUUCUCUGGAGAUGCGGUUGUUUCCAGAGGCCGUGCCUUGCCUUGUCUUAGUCACAGUCACUUGGCUCACAUCGGGUCCCCAUAUAGCUGCCAGGGGCCCUCCGAACCAGGAGCAGCAGAUCCAGCCCAACCCCGAGUGUCUCUCCCCCUCCCACGAACCUCCACCCGGAGGGGACCCAGGGGGACAGUGCUCUCCACUGGCUGCACUCGUCCCGAUGCAAGUUCUCCGUCUGGGGCCCGCUGUCUCCCAGCUGCCAUUCUGGGGGAUUUCCUCCUCAUCCGGGUCUUAUCCGUCCUCCCUGGGGGCGCAGGGCUCCUGUCCGGGGCCGUCCCUGCUGCCGGUGCCCUCUCGUCCGCCCACCCCGCUCGCAGGGCCCUCGACCCCUCUCCCCUUCUCCGAGUCUCUCUUCAGCUGUGUCCAGACCCAACUUGAUUCUGACUUUUAUGGAGUUUUUUUUUAAGUCCAAAUGAUUUUUCACACCCGAGAGUUGUGAAUUUUCAAAAAUACACACUUGCUCAUUUUACUUCUUAGACAGGAGCCAAAUUUGUUUCAUAAUAUUUUUACCCGUGCCUUAUUGAGGAACCUAAACGUAUUUAUUUAAACAGAUCUUGGACAUGCUUGUCGAUUCCUAUUAUUUUUAAUUUCACAUGAAAUGGACCGGCUGGCCCAUCUCCCCGUUGCCGGUUUUCUAGGGCCACAUUUCGUAACAAACUUGGAGAGUCGGCCCAUUGGGACCUUCAGGUUUCUUUCUGACACCUGCCUUUGUUCUUUGUUCCAGACACACACCCCCGGACACCCCCCCCCCCCAUUUGUCUGCCAGAGUCCGGGGCUGGCCACCAGUGGGGGUGUCCUCUGCUCUGAGGAAACUCGGGGCACUGCGGGCCAGCCGGGCAGGGCAGGGGGACCUCUGGGCCUGAGUGGCCCUGGUUGGGUCCCCUGGGGCACUUAGGCCCCCACCCCCUGUGCGCUGUGCCCCCUUUCUCUUCCUGUCAUCAGCGGAGAUAGUUAUUGUCUCCGGAGCACCAUUGCUUUUAUGAACUUUCUCAAACAUACGGAAAAGCGCCAAAACUACAUAAGGACACAUGUGUGUCCAUGACCUUGAACCGGGGAUGUUAACAUUGUCCCUUCUCUGCCUGUGCCUCUUCCUCCACGAGACCCAAAGCCUUGCCCCUGCACACCCCCUCUCCCAGGGGCCGGCUCACAUGCAUGCGUGUCCUUCUGGCCUGGGCUCCGUGUGUUCCCUGGUCUAGGGCACAUAAGGACCUCACCUACCUGCUCCGCUCCCCGCCCUGGGCCGUGGCCGUGGAGGUGGCGGGCCGGCCCCAGAGCGCAUGCCCAGAGCGUGUCCCUCACAGCUGUGAUGAUUGCACCCUGGAGCGGUCUCCUAUUGUCGUCCCCUCGGCCCAGAGACACCCUGCCCAGCGGCAGCUCUGAGGACCAGGGCACCAAGUCCUCUGGCCAGCCUGCGGGCUCUGAGGGCGCUCCUGAGGGGACAGUGGUCCUGAGAGCCUGCGGUGGACGCUGGAGGGGGCUCUGCAGACCGAGGUCUGGCUCCUCGGCCACACGCAAGGCCUGGCCCCCUCCUGAUGGCUCCAGGAGGUCACCUGGAGUCUGGCCGUGGGGUCACCCAGGAGAGCAGGGCUCGGCAGGUGUCAUGCCCGGCCUCAGCCGGGUGUGAGGGGCUUGGCCUGCCCGGCUGCCGUCCCGACCUCCCUAUCACUGCCCCGUCCUUCUGCACCCUCCCUGCGCCGUCCCCUCCUUGCUGGCGCCAUGGGGACCGUGACACCACCUCCAGGCCCCAGGAGGCCCUAGCCGACUGGAGGAGGGCAGAGGCCCAGCGGGGAGCUGCCCCCGGGCAGUUGGCGGGGCAUAGGGAUAGUCAGGGCUCUGGAAGCCAUCGAGCUGCCAGCCCCCUGCUUCUUCCUCUCUGGGCUUGUUUUCCAAACAAUUUGCUUAAUGUGACUCGCGGCCACAGCCGAGCUGGACGUGAGUAAUCGUGUUUACCCGCCGAGGGGAGAUCCUGCGCCUCCCGGGCGGGCGGGGCCCGGGGAGGAAACACCUCGGCCGGUAAUCGCCCCGCGUCCUCCCUUGUCUUUGCAGAGAGGACGCGCUGUGCCCGCGCUCGCCCUGCCUGGCCCGCAGCGGCCGCGAUGGAGCCUCUGUUCCCAGUCCCCACGCUGGCCGGCUGGAACGCCUCUGCGGCGGCCCCCGGCACGGGCGGCCACAACGGGACGCUGGCGGGGCCGGCGGCCUCGCCGGGGGCCCGCGCCGUGGUGGUGCCCGUGCUGUACCUGCUGGUGUGCGUGGUGGGGCUGGGGGGUAACGCUCUGGUCAUCUACGUGGUGCUGCGCCACGCCAAGAUGAAGACAGUCACCAACAUCUACAUCCUCAACCUGGCCGUGGCUGACGUGCUGCUCAUGCUGGGGCUGCCCUUCCUGGCCACGCAGAACGCCGUCUCCUACUGGCCCUUCGGCCCCGUCCUGUGCCGCCUGGUCAUGACCUUGGACGGCAUCAACCAGUUCACCAGCGUCUUCUGCCUGACCGUCAUGAGCGUGGACCGCUACCUGGCCGUCGUCCACCCCAUCCGCUCCGCCCGCUGGCGCCGCCCCCGGGUGGCCAAGCUGGCGAGCGCGGGCGUCUGGACCUUCUCGCUGCUCAUGUCGCUGCCCCUGGUGGUCUUUGCGGACAUCCAGGAGGGCUGGGACACCUGCAACGUCAGCUGGCCGGAGCCCGUGGGCCUGUGGGGCGCCGUGUUCAUCAUCUACACUUCCGUGCUGGGCUUCUUCGGGCCGCUGUUGGUCAUCUGCCUGUGCUACCUGCUCAUCGUGGUCAAGGUGAAGGCGUCGGGCGUGCGCGUGGGCGCCACGCGGCGGCGCUCGGAGCGCAAGGCGACCCGCAUGGUGGUGGUGGUGGUCGUGGUGUUUGCGGGCUGCUGGCUGCCUUUCUUCAUUGUCAACAUUGUCAACCUGGCCUUUGUCCUGCCCGCGGAGCCCGCCUCCGCGGGCGCCUACUUCUUCGUCGUCGUCCUGUCCUACGCCAACAGCUGCGCCAACCCCGUGCUCUACGGCUUCCUCUCUGACAACUUCCGCCAGAGCUUCCGGAAGGUUCUGUGCCUCCGCAAGGGCUACGGCGCCGAGGACGCGGAGGCCGCGGAGCCCCAGGCCGACAAGAGCGGCCGGCUUCGGGAGGCCACGACGCCCGCGCGCGGCUCCGAGGCCAACGGGCUCAUGCAGACCAGCCGGCUGUGAGCACCGAGGGCCGGCGUGGCCCCAGGUGGCCCCUGCCCCCCGCCCGGCCUGCAUUUCCUGCUGGGCAGAGCCCCACCCCAAGAUUUGGGGGGGGGGGCGCCUGCUGAGUGCCCCACACUCCCUGUGGCCCGGACGCUCUGUGUGGUGCGGGGACCAGCUGUGUGGGCCGAGGCCAUGGGUGGCCCUGCAGGGACAAGCUGUCAGCAACCCCCCCCCCCCAGCCCGUUCCUGCCAUAGAGGCUGGGCUCCUGGAACGCUAGGGAGCGGGUGGGAGAGGCCGGGUGUCACCGGCAGUGCUCAGGGCGCCUCGACCUUAUCCUGCCCCCAGCUCGUGCCAGCCUGCCGGGCCGGGGAGUGACCACUGGAGUGAGCCGGUGACUGCUCUCCCUGCCUCUGCCCUGCGGUCCCAUGUACCUCGUCACACCAGCCCUGCAUCACCUGGUCAAGUGUCAGUCUGUGAAAACAAAGACGCCCGAGGGUGCUGGGCUCGGGCCCCUGCCCCCGGGCACUGCCCGGGGCCCGUGACCAUGCUGACUCUGGAGGUGGCAGAUGCAGAGGGAACGCGGCUGUGUGCGGGGAGGGUGGGCCGGGGCCCCACAGGGGACGGCUGGGACUGCGGAGCUCUCUCGUCCUGGAGACCCCCAGCUGCCGGCUGCCCACCCCCGCCACGGCAUCUCCCUUCCUGGUUGGCCACAGUCAUGCUUUGGGGGGCAGUGAGGGGCGGGCUGGGGGCCGAGGCUUCCGUGGCGGGACCGGGAUGGGGGAGCAGCAAGCAAAGCGGCUGAAUUGGGGGUGGAGGGUCGGGCCCCCGGGUCCGGGGGACACAAGUGUCCCGAGGGGUCCUGUGCAAAGGGUCCCUAGGGCAUCAGUAGAGGCCAUCCUAGGGAGGGGGCAGGAACCCACAGUCAUCUCUUCUGCUUUUGGUAAGAGCUCUGGCCUGGAGAGGAUGGGGGAUGAGAGCAGCAGAGGAGAAAUUUCCAGAUAGCAGUGGGGGGAGCAGCUCCCAGCACAAAUAGCAGUCACUUGGAAGGCGGCACUUGUGUGGGUGCGUGCAAAUGCCAGCAAAUGCCAGACCCCUGGGGAGCUCUGCCACCCCCAGACUAGAGUGGUCCUUCCACCCCCAGAAACGCCACCCCCUCCUGCCGCCGCCCCGAGCCGGCGGUGCGGUCCUGGAGAAGAUGCCAGCCCGAGACCUGCCGGGGCACCAUGUGCCUUGGGCCUCUCUCCGAGGCUGGAAGGAGGACCAGAACGUGGGGGCUCACUCGGCCUGUGUGCCCCCCCCAUCUGGACAGCCCUCCCUGGUGUCACCCCGGCUCACGCUCCCUGGGUCUGCGCAGAGCAGGACCUCCGACCCGCAGGAGGGCAGGGGGAGCCGCAGAGCCAUGCCGGGCAAGGGGGAGGCCUGGUCAGUGCCGCCCGCGGCCCCGCACCGACCCUGGACAGAGGCCAAGGCCUGGAAACGCAAGAGCGUGGCGAGGCCGCUUGUGUUUGACAACCGAUCUCCUGAAUAAAUUGGAGAAUAAAUGUUUGACUGUUUCCCAAAGCAAAUAUUGUCCCUGGAGCCGAUCGAAGUUGGUGCCGAUCUGGGUUCACGGGUCAGCCGAGGCUGGGAGGAGGCAGACAGGCACCCCGGGAGGCGGGAGCCGGGACACGC